UAGGUCAUGAAACAAAGUUCUGGUUGGAUACCUGGGUUGAAGAGAAGCCGCUCAUUGAUUUCAUCCAGGACAUGGGAGAGUCCCAUAACAUGCAUGUAUCUGUUGCCGAUUUGUGGGACGAAACGAGCGGGUGGAAAUGGAACAACUUACCCAUUCUACCGGCUAAUAUCAUCUCCCGCUUGCACUCAAUGGUGUUGGACACACAAUCAAGGAUGCCAGAUGAAGUGUAUUGGAAUCAAGAACCUUCAGGUCUCGAACAAGGUUAAAAUUCGGUUAUGGACAAUGAGCCACGAUAUAAAGUGUUGGGAUACGCUGAGCGGAAAAGGAGAGGCCUCACGGUCGAUGGAAAUUGCCUUGUGUGUAGCGGCCAAGAAGAGACAACUGAGCACAUCUUCAAGACCUGCACCAAGGCUACACAUGUCUGGAACAACAUGGGAGGUAAUGUGGAUACAAACAUAUGGUGGUGGCAUCAAGAAUUGGAUCCACGCAAAUCUUUUGCAAAAGAGAAACAACAACAUCGAUGGUGACUGGGGCAUCAUUUUUGCCACUGCUUGCUUGUGGAUCUGGCGGUGGAGAAAUGCUAUGACGUUUGGCAGGGAGGAGCUUGACGAUAGACGAAAGCCAUGUUGGAUCAAAGAGGCGGUCAAAGAAACCAACACAGCUUUUGCAAGGCAACAAAUGGUGAGCAAUUUUACUAAUUAUUACUGAUCACCCGCUUAAGUGGAGGAUGGCUCAGAAUUGUGAAUGGACCCUUAACGUUGACGGGAGUUGCAAAUCACUUAUCAACAAAGCAGGCAUCGGCAGAAUCCUCCAAAACAGAAGAGGUGAGUGGAAAGGGGGAUUUACGGAUAAUGCUAGUUCAAAUUGUGCGACGUCAGUGGAAGUCAUGGCAAUUGCUAGAGGCAUUGAGUGGGCUUGGGAAAAGGGUGUUAAGGAACUUCAGGUUCAGACAGACGCAAGUGAAGUUAUAAAGUGGAUGGCCGACUACACUUCUCUUAGGGCCCCUAAUCGCGAUAUCAUUGAUGAGAUAAAGCAUAACUGGCAAAGAAAGUUUACAAGGCUUGAGUUCAAAAACAUCUUUCGAGAGCAAAACUUUGCGACUGAUCGCCUUGCUACAAUUGGAACCUUUCCGGAGGCAAAUUGGAUAGACCACGAGGACCCUCCGCCUGAGAUGGAUGACAUCAUUGCUGAUGACAUGAUGGGUGCUACCAGAGUUCGUAGAGUGCACAUGAGUUAGUUUGGGGUCUCCCCUCCUUUUUGAUCAAAAAAAAAUAUUAAUGCAAAAGAUACCUCUUUACUCCUCGAGUGCAGGAAGAAAUACUUUAUUUUUUAGUAUUUUAGAUGUGGUAAAAAUAUUUUAUGCGAUGUGUAAAAAAUGGACGUAAAUUUGAUUUAUCAAAUUUUUAUAACAUUUAUAUAUUUAAACUAUAUUAGGCUCCGUUUGGUACACAGAAAUUCAAACUAUGGAAUUGGAGUUGGGGACAACAAUUUCAAUUCUACUGUUAGGUAGGACAAAAAUAUAUGAAUUUGAAAGUGAUAGCGCCAAAAAUGAACUAGAAUUGGAUAA
Cuscuta campestris is the source of this 1567-nucleotide messenger RNA. The record is from the annotation of a GenBank genome assembly. Lineage: Eukaryota; Viridiplantae; Streptophyta; Magnoliopsida; Solanales; Convolvulaceae.